GUGAAACCAGUCGCAGAGUUGAGUGAGAGCGAGAAACAAAGCAAGAGAGACCAGUGGAGAAAAGCACAACAGAGAAGAAGACAGAGAAAUCGAAUGCUAGUACAAAAAGACAGCAAUGAACUUGAACAGCUACCUACAGAAUCAAGUCUGGCGGAUUAAAGCUUCACGUCAUUGACCCACGGGGGCGCGCACAGCCGCUGUGAUGCGCGGACACGUGUAAAGCCUGAGCUUGUGUACACAACGCUCGCGGAGGAAAGUCUCUAGACAGGUACUUCACUAAAGGCUGAACUGAUUCAUUCAAGGCCUUUAGUGUUUCAGACUCUGAAGGCUGACUGGUACUGAUGCCCUGCUGGGAUUGAGAUCUCGUAUAGGAAGCCACUUAAAGUUUAUUCGAUUAAAAAAAAAAGUUUAUUGUUGUAGUGUUUUAUUUAUCAUUAGUAAACGCCUCGAGUACGUUAAAUCUAAGAAAUUACUCGGAUCCUCAUUUUUUUCUCAUCUGGGAGUCGAAUGGCCUCUGCUGUUACAGUGAAGACAGAGAAGCGUCCUUCCCAUGACUCUGAGGAUGGAGACACAGUGGCUAAGAAGGCCAGGAAGUUGUUGCCCAGCCUGAAGACGAAGCGUGCUCCUGAGCUGGUGCUGGUGAUCGGCACCGGGGUGAGUUCAGCCGUAGCUCCUCAGGUGCCCGCGCUGCGCUCCUGGAAAGGUCUGAUCCAGGCGCUGCUCGAUGCUGCCAAUGACUUUGAUCUGCUUGAGGAGGAAGAGAGCCGCCGCUUCCAGAAAAGUCUGCAAGAGGACAAGAACCUGGUGCAUGUUGCUCAUGACCUUAUCCAGAAACUUUCACCAAGGACGGGAAAUGUACGCUCCACCUUUUUUAAAGACUGCCUCUACGAGGUGUUUGAUGACCUGGAGUGUAAGAUGGAGAACGCUGGGAAGCAUCUCCUGCGCUCCGUGCUGCAGUUGAUGGAGAGCGGCGCUCUGGUCCUCACCACUAACUUUGACAAUCUGCUAGAGAUUUAUGCCGCCCAUCAAGGGACCAAGCUGGAGUCUCUGGAUCUCACAGAUGAGAAGAAGGUUCUGGAGUGGGCUCAAGAGAAGAGAAGACUGAGCGUGCUCCAUAUUCACGGUGUUUACACCAACCCCAGCGGCAUCGUACUGCAUCCUGCUGGCUACCAGAACGUUCUGAGGAACACAGAAGUCAUGAGGGAGAUCCAGAAGCUCUAUGAAACCAAGUCUUUUGUGUUCCUGGGCUGCGGGAGGACAGUGGACGACACCACCUUCCAGGCCCUGUUUCUCGAGGCGGUCAAACACAAGUCCGACCUUGAGCAUUUCAUGCUGGUGCGGCGAGAGGAUGUGGGAGAAUUCAAGAAGCUCCGAGACAACAUGCUGGACAAGGGCAUUAAGGUCAUCUCGUACGGCAACGAAUACGCCGACCUGCCGGAGUACUUCGAACGACUGGCCAAUGAGAUUUGCAACCGGGAUGUGGAUCGGGACGUGCUCACCAAUGGCUGGGGAUCUCCCAUCUCACAAGGCGAAGAAAGUCUUAAUGGCUUUACCACCCAGAAAAACCUCCUGCAAGUGCAUGCUUCUAGAACGAUAGAAACCUGAAUGCAGCACAAGGGCUUCUGUUGUUGUUUUAUACUCCCCUUCCCACUGUACUCCUCUGCACCCGUGGCUUCCCGUGAUGAAAUCAGCUGAUGAGCACUGUGUUGUUAUGAGAUCUUCAUUGUAGCUCUUCCUCUUUCCCUGUCCAGACUUCCACUUGUGACACAAGUGGCAGUCUGGGAACGUUUCCACAGCUCCGCCGCCCCCUUCCGCUCGGAUCUGGUAUGACUAGAUCUUCACGCACAACAGACUCAUUUCUCAUACUUAAACCGAGCGCUGCCAGUACCGGGUCGCUUCACACGGGACAGGCGUCAGUCAAAGCACCACCAAGCAAACUGUGAACUCCUGCAAAUCGGAAAAUGUUUAUGAAACUUCAUGUGAGCGAGGGAGAUUUUAUUUAUGUGGUUUUAAGUGAAGUGCGGACCAAUAAUAUUCAGGAAAGUCUGAUCUUAAACAUGAGCUGUCAAAUACUAAAACAUUUGAACAGGAGUGUUAGUAAAUGCAAUCUCACUUCCCAUUUUUCACAUCACUAAAUGCACAAGCAAUACUAAAAUGGUGAUUGUGUGAACCUCACAAAAAUAUCAAGAAAUGUCCGUCUUAUUUCACCAAUAAAUGAGUGUAACUAUAUAUAUAUAUAUAUAUAUAUAUAUAUAUAUAUAUAUAUAUAUAUAUAUAGUUAAAAUGGUUAAUAUUGCAUUUUGACAUUUUUAUCACACCUAAACACUGCCCACCUUCCAAUUCGGAUUAUAAUGUAAUGUGAAAAAUACCUCAUUAAAACAAAAUCCUGUUAUAAAUAAAAUGAUUGUUAAAAUUAUACUUGACAACAAUAAAUAAAAAAAAAUGCAAUAAAAUAAUUCAGAAUUGUGAGAUAAUGGUUGCAACUACCUUUUAUUUUUAUUCUGUGGCUGAAACAAGCUUCCAUAUGCAGUAUUUUAAUAAUUACAGUAUACAGAAAUGUAAGAUGUAAACUCUAAUAAAUUCUAAUAAUUCUAAUAAAAAAAAGUCUGAUUUGUUAGAAAAAAAAGUUGCAAUUACCUUUUUAAUUUUUUUAUUCUGUUGUGGAAACAAGCUUCCAUAUACAGUACACACAUUUUUAUUGGUUGAAAUAUGACUCGGGACAUUUCUUUUAUUUCUAAAUCUGUCCAGUAAGGAGGAAAUGCAAUAACGCCUUGUCAGAGUGACUGAGGUGUAAUUCAGAAUGCAUGUGAUUUCUCAGGCUUUACUUGUAGAAGCAUCUCGGCUUCCAUGAACCUACUUGAACUUGUCACGAGACUAAUGAGGAUAAUGAUAAAAUGCCAUCAUUCCUCUCAAGCCACACAUCUUUUAAUACAUUUUAUUGCACUUUGACAGUCCCCAUUUAUAGUUGUAAAUGCUUGGUCAUUAAUGCUCAAAAAAGACAUGUAAACAGUUGUUUAUAAACCUUUUGUAUUUCUACUCCAGUGGUCCACUGGUUUAUCAUCUCUGUCCACUAAUGUCUUUUAGGUAUUUAUAUGCUAUUUUAAAAUAAAGCAUCUGUUUGGUACCAA
Molecule: messenger RNA, 3128 nt
Organism: Carassius gibelio (silver crucian carp)
Lineage: Eukaryota; Metazoa; Chordata; Actinopteri; Cypriniformes; Cyprinidae
Gene: siral1
Product: family with sequence similarity 118 member B
Exons: 9
Coding region: 508-1605 (365 amino acids)
Source: RefSeq, a predicted model, not a curated record